Lucilia sericata (common green bottle fly) is the source of this 951-nucleotide messenger RNA. It is a transcript of the gene RpS3A, whose product is annotated as 40S ribosomal protein S3a. Gene Ontology annotation, cellular component: ribosome; cytosol. Lineage: Eukaryota; Metazoa; Arthropoda; Insecta; Diptera; Calliphoridae. The record is from RefSeq and is a predicted model, not a curated record. Gene Ontology annotation, molecular function: structural constituent of ribosome. The coding region runs from base 62 to 868 and encodes 268 amino acids. The transcript has 2 exons. Gene Ontology annotation, biological process: translation.
CCUUUCUUUUGACAGUACGUCAGCAACGUGAUUCGAUCUUUUUCCGCUUUGAACUCUGAAGAUGGCGGUCGGUAAAAAUAAGGGUCUCUCCAAAGGAGGCAAAAAAGGUGGCAAAAAGAAGGUUGUUGAUCCCUUCUCCCGUAAAGAUUGGUAUGAUGUUAAAGCCCCUAACAUGUUUGCCACUCGCCAAAUUGGCAAAACCUUGGUUAACCGUACCCAGGGUCAGAAAAUCGCCUCUGACUACUUGAAGGGCCGUGUGUUCGAAGUUGCUUUGGGUGAUUUGCAAAAGGACAACGAUUCCGAACGUUCUUUCCGUAAAUUCCGUCUCAUCGCUGAAGAUGUACAAGAUCGUAACAUUUUGUGUAAUUUCCACGGUAUGGAUUUGACCACCGACAAAUACAGAUCUAUGGUCAAGAAAUGGCAAACCCUCAUUGAAGGUAUUGUUGAGGCCAAGACCACUGACGGUUAUUUGCUCCGUGUCUUCUGCAUUGGUUUCACCGCUAAGGAUCAACAAUCCCAACGCAAGACCUGUUAUGCUCAACACUCUCAGGUCCGCAAGAUUCGCGCUAAGAUGCACGAAAUUAUCACCAAUGAAGUCACCACCUCCGACUUGAAACAAUUGGUUGGCAAAUUGGCUUUGGAUUCUAUUGCCAAGGAUAUCGAGAAGAUCUGCCAACGUAUCUACCCAUUGCACGAUGUUUACAUCCGCAAGGUUAAGGUAUUGAAGAAGCCCCGUUUCGAUUUGUCCAAAUUGUUGGAAUUGCACGGUGAUGGUGGCGGCAAAGGUACCGAAGCUGUUGUUUCAGCUGAAGGUGCUGUCAUUGAAAGACCCGAAGGUUAUGAACCUCCAGUACAAGAGUCUGUUUAAGCCUUUUUUAAGUAUAUAACAUCCACAAAUAAUUAACAUACAUUUUUGUAUAAACAAGAAAAUGAAAAGAAAUGGAAACGGAA